Anoplopoma fimbria (sablefish) is the source of this 849-nucleotide messenger RNA. RefSeq names its product troponin I, fast skeletal muscle-like. NCBI's taxonomy places the organism in Eukaryota, Metazoa, Chordata, Actinopteri, Perciformes, Anoplopomatidae. The record is from RefSeq and is a predicted model, not a curated record. The transcript has 6 exons. Gene Ontology annotation, cellular component: troponin complex. Bases 108 to 620 code for a protein of 170 amino acids. Gene Ontology annotation, biological process: muscle contraction.
CAAGCUGGUGCUGAUGACGCGCCGCUUCCGCUCAGCGCCUUCACAAUAAGAGCGUUUUAAGAGCGGAUGGAGUGAACCACUUCCGGUCAUUUAAUGAGAGGAAAAAGAUGUCAUCGAGUCGGAGGAAUCAGCUCAAGAGCUUGCUGCUGCAGAUCGGUGAGGAGAUGGUGGAGGAGGAGGCGCUGGAGGCCGAGCAGCUGAAGCUGAAGCACAUGGAGGAGAACUGCCCCUCCGUCUCCAUCCCAGGAUGCAUGCAGGAGCUCCAGGAUUUUUGCCGGAAAAUUCACAAGAAGAUUGAUUUGUUGGACGAGGAGCGAUACGACAUGGAGGCCAAAGUGUCCAAGUCCAACAAGGAGAUCGACGACCUGAAGCUGAAGGUUCAGGAUCUGAAGGGGAAGUUCAAGAAGCCGGCCCUGAAGAAGGUGCGGAUGUCGGCCGACGCCAUGCUGGCCGCUCUGCUGGGCUCCAAACACAAAAUGUCCACGGACCACAGGGCCAACCUGAAGCAGGUCAAGAAGGAGGUCAAAGAGGAGGAGAAGCCAGCGGGCGACUGGAGGAAGAACAUCGAGGACAAGGCCGGGAUGGGCGGCAGGAAGAAGAUGUUCGAGACAGAGACGUAAACAGCAGCGUGUUGUUCUUCUGGUCGCCAGUUUCAUCCAUUUUCUGUGUGUUAUGUGAGUCCAUGUUGUUGGUAAAGUGUAUAAAUAAUAGAAUAAAUAAAUCACGUGGUGCCUUUCUGUGUUCUAUUGUGAUAUUUGAUGAAUCGUGAAAUAGUAAUUGGGUGCUCCAGAACACUUCAGUGAGUUCUACAUCAUGUUUACAAUGUUUACUGAGGUAACCAAGUGAGAA